AUGUCGGCUGCUAAUCUGAGAGACGAGAUGAAUUGCUCUAUCUGCCUAAAUAUUUAUACAGACCCUGUAACCCUGCUGUGUGGCCAUAACUUCUGCCAGGACUGCAUUGGGAGGCUGUUGAAUACCCAGGAGGAAUCUGGGGAUUAUUCCUGUCCUGAAUGCAGAGAAAUAUUUGGGGAGCGCCCAGCCCUGAAGAAGAACACAACUCUGGGAAACUUAGCAGAGCUGUUCUUUUCUACUCAACCAGAACAGGAUGGAACUGGGAUCUUCUGCACUUAUUGUAUUCACUCUUCCGUACCUGCUGCAAAAUCCUGUCUGAACUGUGAGGCUUCUCUGUGUGUUGACCAUGUGAGGGUGCACAGCAAGUCAGCAGAACACAUCUUAAUGGAACCCACAACUCCCCUGGGCAACAAAAAAUGCUCUGUACACCAUAAGAUUCUGGAGUAUUACUGCUGUAAGGAUGGUGUCUGUAUCUGUGUGUCCUGCUGUCUGGCCGGUGAGCACAAGGGGCAUAGGAUGGAGCUGUUGAGUGAGGCCUCUGAAAAGAAGAAAGAGAAACUGAGGAGAAUUCUGGAGAAACUGAGCCCAGAGAGAGAGGAGACUGAGAGAGAAGCCCAGAGGCUGCUGGAGCAUUGGAGACAGGUGGAAGAAAAAGCAGCCAGUGAGACAGAAAGAGUCACUGCCCUGUUUAGAGUCAUCAGAGAACAGCUGGAAGCCCUCGAGAAGAGACUUCAGAGUGACAUCUCCAGGCAGAAAGAUGAGCUUUCCCUUCAACUUUGUGAGCUAAUCCAGCAGCUGGAAAUGAAGAAGGACGAGCUGUCCAGGAAGAUCAGUCACAUUGAGGAGCUGUGCAACAUGGCAGAUCCACUCACUGUCCUACAGGAAAAGGAAUCAGAUGGAGCGGACUUUUGUAGAUCUGAGUGGGAAUAUAGAGAGGGCAAAGAGACUGGUGAUAUAAAAGUUCCUUCUGUAGAAGAUCUAGACAUGGAUCUAAUCUUAGACACAUUAAUUAGAGCCCUAGCCAGCAUUGGAACUGGAAUUAAAGCAAAUAUCUAUGGAUAUGAAGCUACAGACAUGUUACUAGAUGUAGACACACUGGGGAAAUAUGUAUCUGUGUCGGGGGACAGAAAAUCAAUAUCCUAUUCAAGGACAGACCACGGUCACCCACAAACUCCAGGAAGAUUUCUGCGUUAUCCUCAGGCCUUAAGCACCAAGAGAUUCACCUCUGGGCAACACCACUGGGAAGUGGAAGGCAGUAAAUUAGGAGGCUGGGGGGUAGGGAUAGCCUAUCCCAGUAUAGAGAGGGGAGGGUACGAUUCCUUCCUUGGGGAUAAUGAUAAGUCCUGGGGAUUGUACAGAUGGGAUAAUAAGUAUUCUGUGAGAUAUAAGAGGAAAGAAACCAAGUUACCCCACGUCCCUUCCUGCAGGAGAAUCAGAAUCUCACUAGAUUAUGAGGCCGGACAUCUGUCCUUUUAUGAGCUGAGUGAGCCAAUCAGACACUUACACACCUUCACUGUCACAUUCACUGAGCCCCUCCAUGCUGCAUUUGGUGUAUGGAAUAAUACCUGGGUGAGAAUCAUUAAUUAGGCCUUUGGAAACCCAAUCUCAGAGUUGAACCUAACCCUAAAAUGUCAGGUAAUGUAGCAAAUACUGGGGUCCUGUCUGUGUCCUGCUCACGCUCCCCUCUUUGCCAUUGAGUUAUAACCCCCAUUUCUCACAUGUAACUUGCUAAUCUCAGAUACCCCCCCUCGAGAUGAUCCAUGUGUCAUUAUACAGUAUAUUCUUAUAGCUUCAUUGUUUUAGUCCUUUUUCUUAUUAUUUAUAACUCCCUCUGUUCUGUUAUUAUUAUAAAUAGACUAAUGUUAAUACUAAUGUUACCGUGUCAACUGUGUAUAGAAAAUCUUUUAAUGAUCCUCAAUACCAGUCAGCAUCAUGGGGGCUCAUGGGAAAGAGAAUGAAACACUGGAGGUUUGUCCAUUAUUGGAUGCCGUAGUUCCCUUACAUACCUGGAGGGAGUGGGAGAGAAAAUGUCCCCAUGCUGACUGGUAUUUCCCAUGAAUGUUAUUAGAAAUGAUUUUCAUGUUACCUAGAGAUUUUUUUAGAAGAUUCUUAUUUGGGGAUAUGGGAUUUAUAAAGAUAAAUGUGGAAUAAAAUAUUUAUUGAUGAAGUGAAUAAAUGUUUUGGGGUCUUUCUAUAGCCUCCCCAUUAUUUAUAUGCAUUGAA
Xenopus laevis (African clawed frog) is the source of this 2223-nucleotide messenger RNA. Its product is annotated as E3 ubiquitin-protein ligase TRIM7. The record is from RefSeq and is a predicted model, not a curated record. The transcript has a single exon. Lineage: Eukaryota; Metazoa; Chordata; Amphibia; Anura; Pipidae. The coding region runs from base 1 to 1587 and encodes 528 amino acids.